GUUCAGCCCCACAAUUUAAAUGCCUUAUGAGUGACCUUGGGGCUAGUGACCCAUCGGAUAGGUCCUGGAACCGUUCCGUUAAGGAUGGAAGCAGUAGCGGAUUGUCAGACUGUGUGGUUUCAUCAAAGAGCAAGACAAUUACCGUUUGCAUUUUUAUUCUCAUAAAUGUUUUGAAUUACAUGGACAGAUUUACAAUCGCUGGUAAUACUGGCUUAAACUCAAUAUUACUUUUAAUCAGGGAUUCCCGAGAAUGUGAAAAGCUACUACAAAAUAAACGACUCAAAACUAGGCCAGCUGCAGACCAUGUUUUUUUUAUUCUACACUAUUCUUAGUCCUAUUGCUGGUUAUCUUGGUGAUCGUUGGAAAAGAAAACGAAUCAUGCAGAUUGGUCUGUCGAUUUGGAUAAUCGUUACAUUGGCGAGUUCUUUUGUUCCUGCUCAUGUACGAUGACAAAGUUAUAAUGCUUUUAGCUAUUCAGCUUAUUUUUAGCCACUCGCUGUUUUGUUGGCAUCGGUGAAGCCAGCUAUUCCACAUUGGCCCCAACAAUCCUAUCUGAUUUGUUUAUGGGGAAUGCAAGAACCAAAGUUUUAGGUCUCUUCUACUUUGCAGCACCUGUUGGAAGCGGACUAGGUUUCAUAGUUGGUUCAGAAAUAACUCGGCUGACAGGAUCUUGGCAAUGGUCUUUACGAAUUACACCGAUUUUGGGCCUACUUUGUAUAAUUCUACUGAGUGUUUUGCAUUCAGAUCCACCUCGUGGUGAAGCAGAAGGUGGUUCACACAUGCGAACCACUUCGUGGUGGCUAGAUAUAAAGUCCCUACUAUCUAAUCAAGCAUUUAUGUUCAUUAGCUGUGGAUAUACAUGUGUCUGUUUUGUUUUGGGUUCACUUUCUUGGUUCGCGAUUGAUCUAAUCCAGUCAGCAUUAAAUGCAAUAAACGAUGAUCCUUCUGCCUGGAGGAAUUACAAUAUUCCCAUUGUUGUUGGAGCUUCAACAUGUGUUGCGGGUAUUUUUGGAGUGUUAUCUGGUGCAAAACUAGGUCGUUAUUUACGUCGAUGGAUUCCUACGGCAGAUGCUUAUGUUUGUUCUGCAAGUCUUUUUAUAUGUGCUCCAUUCUUAUUCUUUGCUCUGGUGUCUCCAUCCUGGAAUUUCUAUGUAUGCAUUGUUCUUGUUUUCAUCGUCGAAUUUCUUCUAUGCAUCACAUGGGCACUUGUGACUGAUAUGACUAUGGGAGUAGUUAUUCCUACUCGCCGUUCGACAGCAUCUGCUCUUCAAAUGGUUAUGAGUCAUGCAUUAGGAGAUGCCAUCAGUCCGGCUAUUGUUGGUCGGAUUGCAGUAGCUUUUACAGAUCUGCAUUCAUUAGAAACACAAUAUUUAGGCUUACAAAGAGCAUUAUUUCUUACUGCGUUUGUUUGUGCUCUAGGUGGUUUCUUAUUUCUUAUAGUUACUUUAUAUUUGGUUAAAGCUAAGAAUGAUGUUCAUAGAGCUAUUCAAGCUUCUCAACACGACAUGGUUGCUGUAAUAAGUGGACAAGAAAUUGAGGUUCCUGCGACCCCAUCAUCUAUUCAUAGUGAAGUGUUCACCUGAUCAAAUAUAUUCGUCAUAUAUAUAUACAUUGAAAGGUCAGCAUUUGUUUUGCUUGUAGUUACAUCUGUUUACUCUGAAUAUAUUAUCUAUGCUUGUCCAUCUAUCUAUCUAUGUUAUCAUGGAAGUAGAUUUUGUGUCUUGUUGAACUCAUAUUUUUAUUGUUAAGUUUGUGAAUUACUUGUUCUCUUUUUCUAAGUAUCAUUAUUAUUUUUUAUUCUCUUUACUAUCAAUACAGAAAUUGUACUGUUCUUUGUAUAUUCAAUUUAAUCAUACUUAAAUGAUUAAAUCAUCAUUGUAUUUGUAAUUGGCUAAUUUCAACAGUUUUUGAACAUAAGAUAUCAGUCAACCAUUUUUGUGUAAAAUAUUCGAUUUUAGAAGGGGUUUAUUCUCUGUAUGUUUUCAUUUCACUUACAUUUCAUAAAUAAUUUUAAUAUGUGAACUAUUGGGUUUAUCAAAUCACAAUAAUUAUUUUAUAGAAUG
Molecule: messenger RNA, 2063 nt
Organism: Schistosoma spindalis
Lineage: Eukaryota; Metazoa; Platyhelminthes; Trematoda; Strigeidida; Schistosomatidae
Source: the annotation of a GenBank genome assembly